Messenger RNA from Anopheles maculipalpis, 1271 nucleotides. It is a transcript of the gene Dus4, whose product is annotated as tRNA-dihydrouridine(20a/20b) synthase [NAD(P)+]-like. Gene Ontology annotation, biological process: tRNA processing. Gene Ontology annotation, molecular function: tRNA dihydrouridine synthase activity; flavin adenine dinucleotide binding. Lineage: Eukaryota; Metazoa; Arthropoda; Insecta; Diptera; Culicidae. Bases 34 to 1254 code for a protein of 406 amino acids. The record is from RefSeq and is a predicted model, not a curated record. The transcript is spliced from 5 exons.
GCGUUUCUGGCGACAUCAAUCUACAAUCAAACCAUGAAAGAAAAAACAAACAUUAGAGAAUUAUUUAGCUCUGCAGCUGAACGAGACACAUUUCUUAAGAUUUGUGCUCCGAUGGUAAGAUACAGCAAAUUGGAGUUUCGCAGUUUAGUUCGAUCGUACGGAACCGAUUUAGCUUUUACCAGCAUGAUCAUGGCUGAUUCCUUCUGCAAAAGUGAAAAAGCCCGUCUUAAUGAAUUCACAACAAACAAAGACGAUACGCCGCUGAUAGCCCAAUUUGCAGCUAAUAAUACGAUUGAUUUCCUGUCCGCCAGCGAAAUGGUUUACCCCUACGUCGAUGGUGUCGACCUAAACUGUGGAUGUCCACAGCGCUGGGCAAUGGCUGAAGGGUACGGAAGUGCACUGCUAAAAACGCCCGAACUCAUGGCCGACAUGCUAGGUACGGUACGCCGCAACAUGCCUAGCUCGUUCAGCGUUUCGGUAAAGGUGCGACUGCUUUCAAGCACGAACCAAAAACAAACCAUCGAUAUGUGCCGUCAGUUGGAGGCCACCGGUAUUACAUUCCUGACUGUGCACGGCCGCACGGCACCCGAGAUGACGAAGGUGCCGGUUCACCGGGACGCACUGCAAGAAAUAAAACAAUCCAUUGGCAUCCCUAUGGUAGCUAAUGGUGAUAUCUUCACGCUGGACGAUGCCGAACAAAUGUAUUUACAAACAAAGUGCGACGGCAUAAUGGCAGCUCGCGGCAUACUUUCCAAUCCUGCCCUGUUUUCGGGUCACAAAAGCACCCCGGUGGAGUGUGUAAAACGAUGGUUACACAUUUGCGAGCAUGCCGAUACCGACAUCACGUACCAAUGCAUGCACCAUCACUUUUCGUUUAUGACCGAAUCGCUGCUUAACAAGCGGUUGCGCUUGCAGUUAAAUAAUUUAUCCAAAGAAAAGCAAAAAGUAUUUGACUUCGUUCGAACGCACCUGCCCGUCGAUAGUGUUGCCGACGAAAUGUUUGUGCAAGAUUACCCAGAAAAAAUAAACUGCACGUAUAACGAUCAAACCUAUCGCCAAAGGACGGCUGAUCAUGGUGCAAUGAAUGUUAGCGCUGUUGUAGAUAGCUGUACAUACGAUCCAGAAGCGUCGGAUGGUAAUUUCUUUCGGAGCAAACGGGCGGAACUGGACGAUUCACAAGCUGUGGAUGAAGUAGCGGAAGAGGUGGAUGGAGUCAGUUUUAUGGACGGUGGAAGCAUUUUGUUUGACGAGUGAAAGGUACAAUAAACAAA